GCGGGGGUAACGCAGUGAAGUUCGGGGAGACAACUUCUUCAGUUUCCGGUCUCACAAUGGCUGCUUCACGCGCUUCGGUUCAGGGCAUGAAGCUUGUGAAACCCAUACUCUCUGUUGACAGCACCGAAGCUCGGAGAAGGGUCCUAAAUUUAUACAAGGCGUGGUAUAGACAUUUACCGUACUUAGGUAAGGCUUUCCUUCCUUGUAUAUGUUUGGGGGAAGAGAAGUUGAAAAUUAUGCACAAUGAUAAACUCACUGGUUAUGUGUUCAAAUACUACUUGUGGCAGAUUAUGUCUAAUGAUUAUUAUAAAGUGUCUUGUUCAUUCCAGGGUCAAAUGGAGUUGGUGGAGACCAUGGAAGUUUGGAAACAGAGACAUCAUAUUAUGAAAUAUUUCAGGGAUUCUGAGAACCCUCGACCUGCAGAUUUUCUAUCCAAAUUCUAUGAUGGCAGUGAUUAGUUCCACUUCCAUAAAGUUGCUCUUGUUUUGUAUAUUAACUUUUGUAGGUUUGUUGGGAAAUUGCUUUGUGUAACAAACAAAUAGGCAAUAAACUUAUAUGAAAAAUU
This is a messenger RNA of Octopus bimaculoides (California two-spot octopus), 565 nucleotides long. Its product is annotated as NADH dehydrogenase [ubiquinone] 1 alpha subcomplex subunit 6. Gene Ontology annotation, biological process: response to oxidative stress. Gene Ontology annotation, cellular component: respiratory chain complex I. The record is from RefSeq and is a predicted model, not a curated record. Lineage: Eukaryota; Metazoa; Mollusca; Cephalopoda; Octopoda; Octopodidae.